AAACAUUAUGAAUGUUGACUCGUCAGGCAUUAUAGGGAGGAAUGAACACAUAUCGGUGCCCAUGCCAGGUUCCUUCAUGCAAACCCGCUGUUUGAAAUUCGCGCGCAGCCAUUUCAAAAAGCACACGGGGAGGCUUCCAUUUGACGCGGUUGCCAUGGAAACAGAAUCCUUGCACCGUGGCCUUGAUUGACGGACGAAACGCCGCCCACGAGUCGCGGAGGCUUGAGUAUUCCCACAGAUGUUGGAGUCGACACGACAAAAACAAAGUUGAAAGUGAGAAGGCGUAACAGUUAGUUCAUGGCCAACAGCAGCAGCACCUGAAGACGCGUCUCCGCUCAUAAACCUUGACAUGGAUGUGCUGAAAUCAGCCAGAAGGGCUUUUAUUCGCAGUCCCAGCCUGACCACACAGUCCCGGAGCUCAGGCAAGCACCAGAAGCUCCCUGAGAACUGGACUGACACGAGAGAGACUCUUCAGGAGGGAAUGACCUUUAACCUUCGGCAUCUGGGCAUGACUCUGGUGGACCAACCCAAAGGCGAGGAGCUCUCAGCUGCCGCUGUCAAGAGGAUUGUUGCCACAGCCAAAGCCAGCGGGAAGAAACUGCCUAAAGUGGCCCUGAAAGUGUCUCCUCGGGGAAUCGUCCUGUGUGACAGUGUGUCCAACCAGCUGAUCGAGAACAUUUCCAUAUACAGGAUAUCAUACUGCACAGCUGACAAGAUGCAUGACAAAGUGUUUGCUUUCAUCGCUCAGAACCAGCAGAAUGAGAGGCUGGAGUGCCAUGCGUUCUUCUGUGCUAAACGGAAAGUGGCCCAGGCAGUCACGCUCACGGUGGCCCAGGCCUUCAGAGUGGCCUUCGAGUUGUGGGAGGUUGCCAAAGAAGAGAGAGAGAAUCAUGUGAAAUGGGAUUCAGCUGGAGAGACGUCCAACAGCUCACAGUCGGAGAGAUCGGUCAGCCUGAGCAGCCUGAAAGGAGGAGCAGUAGCUACAGAAAACCUGUUGGACAUUGACGAUUCCUCAUCUGCUGUGGUGAAUGCGGACAAUCCUCCCGAAUCCAACAACAGCAACACUGUAUGGGAGACGGAUGAUGGUCUGGAAGAGGCUUUUUCAAGGAAGGGCAAAUCCUUGAGAAGUGAGCUGCAUGUAAAAAGCAUGCUGAUAAGCUCUCGCACAUCAAGACGAUCUCAAACUACAAACUUUGUGUGUUUGUUCUCAAAGAUUGUUGGAACCAUUUGAAAUAUUUCUUUUAGUUUGCUACUUUGCUCCAACUUCCCGGACUUUUGAUUUAUCAUCCAGAGCAACUUUUGAUGUGAGUGCCAAGAGGCACUUUUCCCAUACUGAUGUCUCAUGGGACAUAUUUUCUCAUUUUAUUUGUUUAUUCUUCACAGAACCAAGCUAAAGCUUUACUUAACAGUAGUUUGCUCUGCAAAUGUAGAGUUGGCCUUCAAUGAUUUAUUUCUGAUGGCAUAUAAAUGACAAACCUGACCUGAAUAUUUGUGCUUUAUGAGUAAAAAUGGUCUAAAUUGUGAUUAAAUCCACCAGACAGGCUGAAGAUGGAAUGCUUGGGAGCAUUUCCUCAACAAGCCUCUUAUUUAUUUUAUUAUUUUUUUCUUUCUACUGCUGUUUUUGUCUACUGUUGUCAGACUUAUAAUGGUUGAUAUGAAUAAUUGAUAAUGUAAAUAAGAAAAUUAAUUGUGUAUAAUAAUAAUAAACUAUUAUUAUUACUAUUAAUACUAUUACUAUUAGAGCUAAGCAAAUAAAUUGGAAUAAGUAGAAUUGGCAUAAAGCGAUUGUAUAUAAUAUGUGUGUAUAUAUUAAUAUUGAAGUAGCUAAUGCCACAUUUAAUCUUUCAGGUAUAUUGGAAGAUUAAUAUCAAAAACUCUUUCAUGGAUUAUCACCUCCUUUAAAAUGGAACUGUGUUUCUUAAAGGGCUACAGAGAAACGUCCUGCAGCCCUUGAUUGUUGUACUCUCUCUUUGU
Messenger RNA from Carassius carassius (crucian carp), 1974 nucleotides. Its product is annotated as low density lipoprotein receptor adapter protein 1-B-like. The coding region runs from base 350 to 1231 and encodes 293 amino acids. The transcript has 9 exons. The record is from RefSeq and is a predicted model, not a curated record. NCBI's taxonomy places the organism in Eukaryota, Metazoa, Chordata, Actinopteri, Cypriniformes, Cyprinidae. Gene Ontology annotation, cellular component: early endosome.